UGACUUUGACGCAAAGUGACGUGACGUUUGACGUUAGUAUAAAAAAAAACGACAUCGAAUAAAUAUUUACUCAUCCAUUUCAUUGUGUAAAAUAAAAUUGUAAACAAAUAGAAAUUUAAACAUUCAAAGACUAUAUUAUCCGAGAAAGAAAUUUUUUAUGAGUUGUACUUAGUUUAACCUAAUAUUGGAUUUAUUUGUUAGAAAACUACAUUAAACGUUCCAUCAUGCAGGAGGAACACAGAAAGGCUAUACAAAGCAACUUUAUUUCUCUAGUAGAACAAACUGAUUUGGACCUAAUGGUGUCUUCUUUGUAUGAAAAAGGUGUAUUUUCUGAGCAAAUGAUAGAGCCAUACAAGGACACCAAUAAAGAUGUUAGAUCACGCAAACGGCUUCUCUACAUGGAUUUGAUGCGGCGUGGCCCAGAUGCCUUUGGUCAUCUUGUGGAUGCACUCUCUGAGGCCGGCUACUGGGACCUGGUGCGAGAGCUGGACCCUGACAGCUCCCUGCACAUACGGUCGCCGAGGAACCCUGUGCCAAGUACUAGUGAAUAUUCUCUCGAGAGCGAUUACGUUAGUUUGAGUGACAAGAAGAAAAAAUCGAAAACUGGAGAAACAAGUAAAACCGUGUUGGAUCCAUUGCCAGAACCGUUGCCUUCCAGCAAGGAUAUGCCAGACCCUUCAAGAAUUCCACAAUUCCAUGUUGUGAAGUCAACUAAAUUUGCUGAAUACAAUGGUGGUGACAUCAAGCUUUACCGCACGCGCGGCCGCAACCGCGGCUUCCUCGUGGUCUUCAGCUACAUCGAGUUCCCCAACAACAUGGAGCCCUACCGCUACGGCGUGGACGUGGACUGCAAGAACCUCAAGUACCUGUUCACUGAGCUGGGAUUCAGGGUGCUGUCCUACCAGGACCUGACCAGGAGCGAGACCCUGGACACGCUGAAGUUCCUCAAGGACGUGAUCGUGGACACGGAGUGCGUGUUCGUGGUGGUGUCGUCGCACGGCUACGAGCUGACCGGCAGCAGCGACAACGAGAUCCGCUGCCACGACGGCAAGCUCGUGCGCAUCUCCGAGAUCGUGGACCACUUCAACAACAAGAACUUCCCCGCGCUGCGCGACAUCCCCAAGGUGUUCAUCUUCCAGCUGUGCCGGGGCUCCAACGAGGACUACCUGACGCGGCCGCGCGCGGGCUGGGCGGGCGGCGCGGGCGGGGCGGGCGGCGGCGCGGUGGCGGACGGGCAGGCGCGCGCGCCGCGCCACGCGCCGCCGCCCGAGCCGGCGCCGGGCCGGCCGCGCGACCGCGUGUAUUCCGACAUCCUCAUCGCGCACUCGACGCUGCCGGGCAGCGUGUCGUACCGCGACGGGCUGGCCGGCAGCUGGUACAUCCAGACGCUGUGCGCCGUGUUCGCGGCGCGCGCGCACGACUGCCACGUGGAGAAGCUGUUCACGCUGGUGGACAUGCAGCUGCACGCGCACUUCCACAUCCAGACCUCGUCCGUGGACCGCUGGGGGUUCAACGACCGCCUCUACCUGCACCCCGGACUCUACGAGACGUAGGUGCGACCGAUGUGACUUGUGACCCCAACCCGACACCUUGUAUUGGAAUAUCUUCAACAUUUACACUAGUAUCUAUGUAUAAAUAAAUAAAUGCAUAAAAUAUAAAAAAAAAUGUAAUGUAAGUUAAUAAUGUACAUUUUAGUUACUAAGAUAAUUAUUAUUAUUUUACACAUAUAAUUCAUACUAUAUUUUAAAGACAAUAAAUUAAAUAUUUAUUCAAUAUCUAUACUAAUAUUUUAAAGAAGAAAUAUUGUGUAACGAAUAAACUCAAAUACUGUUGGGCUGAUUAGAAAUUUUCUUUCACCAAUAGAAAGCUACAUUAUCAGUGAGUGACACUGCUAUAUUUUAUCCUCGUAUUCCCUCAUAAGGGAAGCUGCGCGAGUAAAUCCAUGAAGUGGUGCUAUCAUUCAUUAUACAACUAGCGGACGUACGCGUGAAAUUCCGUUUUCACAAAUGCCCAGAAAACAUGUAUUUUACGGGAUAAAUAUGUUGCUCCUCCUCUAUCUGCCGCUGAAAGUCCCAUUAUAAUCCGUUCAGCUGUUCCAAUUUUUAGCCCAGACAAACAGAUAGACAAAUAUUUAAAAAAAGUUGGAUUAUGUUUUAGUAUCGUGUAAAUAGCUUUAAUACAACACAGUAAUUUAGAAUUCGCAGACAGACACUUAGUAUUUUUUUUUUAAAGUUCACACUUCUUAAAAACACACUUCAAUAUUGUUUAUAAAUGACAUAUUGAUUUGUUUUGUGUGGUAUAGUAUUAUAAGCUUAUAAUUGAAUAUACUGUUUAAUGUAUUUAUUCUAUAGUACAUCUAUAGAUAAAAGAAAACAAGCAUGCAGUCUGCCUGUCAACUAUAAUUAAGUAAUUUACCUGUAAACUUAACAUAAUUAACCAAUGCAUUUUAAUGGAAGGCUAUAUAACGCAUUUACACUUUCAAUAAUAAUAUUAAAAUGUAUAAAACAACAAUAUUUCUCUAGGACGUGAUUGACUAUGACUAUAACACAAAGUGUUCUAUAGAUAUUUUUUACAUUUUUGAUAGAUAUGUAUUUUAUAAGCUUGAAUUAACGAUGUAAGAGUGCGAAAACUUUAUAAAACAUUUAUUUGACUUAUCUACAUUCUAUAAAUACUUAUAGUUAAUGUACAUGUAGAGUAUGUAACCCCAGGAAAAUAUUCUGUAAAUAAAUAUUAGCUAAGGUUAUAAUAUCUCAAGCUUGCGCUGCUUAUUAUAAAGCAGAAAGUGAUUGCGGUUUAUACUUUUUAGUGUUACUCGAGCGUCGCGGUUUUUUUCUCAUUUAUGUAUCUUUCUUUUUAUUGUUUGACAAUGCUUAAUAAUACAAAACACUAUUAAAACCAAUAAAUAAAAUAGCUCUCCCGUUGCGGGACAUUUUGAGUGCCCAGAGUUAGGAACCUCCUCACAAUGCGUGCCGUCAUAAGAAUCACUGCCUUCUGUAUCUGACCCUUAAUCCAACUGUGAAGCGAAAGCUUCAUAAGGUGUCGAAACUUUUCGCUAUAAUUCUAUAGUAGGUACUCUCAUACCAUUGACUUAAACGACUAUCGGAAUUCGGAACAAUUAUAGUUGACUCAACAUUCCACAUGGCGGUGAUCUCGUGAGCAAGGUAUUUUGAUACUUUUUCUUUUUCAACUUUAACCAGAUUAUCGUCAGUUAUCAAUGACCGAUCGACCAGCACCAGGUCCAUUUGUUUGUUUGGUUGAACGCGCUAAUCUCAGGAACUACUGGUCCGAUUUUAAAAAUUCUUUCAGUGUUAGAUAGCUCACUUAUCGAGGAAAGCUAUAGGCUAUCGAUAAUCGUUUGGUCCCAGUAGAGCAAUGCACUGCUGUUUAUGAUAAGAAUAAAUGGUUCGGUAAAAGUUAAAUAAUAUUUUUAAUUUCAGUUCAAGUUCAAAUCUUGCUGAAAUCGUCAUAUUAUAUUAAAAACUUGGUCAUUUUCGCAUAUCGUAAAGUUACCCACAAAUCGACAGAUUUAGGAAAUGCUCAAUUUUUAGUGUAACUAAACAACCACAUAAUCUAUGGCGCUCGAGUAAAUCCAAAAUCCCCUCGUGGGCUCCUCUGCCCAGCUGUAUGAGAUUCGAUAAUAAAUAAUUAUAUUUUGUGCCAAUAGUCUAAACAGUAAUAGUCAUGUUUAGAUUUUUAUGUAUUAAAUAGGUAUAGUCUCUCCAUUCAGAACAAUAUUGGUGCUGCACAUGAAAUUGUAUCGGUGGAAAUGAAUAGCCUACUAUUUGGGAGGGUUAUCAACUGAGUCGUCGGGCCAUCAAUCAUUGCCCCUUCUAUUAUUGACAUUUAUGGCAUCACAACUCAGUUGAUAACGCGCAGAGUAGUAGGCUAAACUAUAGGCAUAGGGAAAUGAUUGUUCGACGAGUCUAUGAAUUGACUGGUUGCUAGAACGUUUGUAUGUAUUACCAGAUAUGCAUUUUUUUAGAAGCGAUUGCUCAAUCAAUGUUUAUGGAAUUAUAUCAUGUAUCAAGUAUUUUUGUACUUUGCAAUACAAUAUUUUUAUAUUAUGAAAAUAAACACUUUAUUAUAUAAAAAAA
Molecule: messenger RNA, 4094 nt
Organism: Bicyclus anynana (squinting bush brown)
Lineage: Eukaryota; Metazoa; Arthropoda; Insecta; Lepidoptera; Nymphalidae
Gene: Dronc
Product: caspase Dronc
Exons: 8
Coding region: 225-1553 (442 amino acids)
Biological process (GO): regulation of apoptotic process; proteolysis
Molecular function (GO): cysteine-type endopeptidase activity
Source: RefSeq, a predicted model, not a curated record